This is a messenger RNA of Schizosaccharomyces cryophilus OY26, 1273 nucleotides long. RefSeq names its product uridylate kinase. Gene Ontology annotation, biological process: UDP biosynthetic process; CDP biosynthetic process. Gene Ontology annotation, cellular component: nucleus; cytoplasm. The transcript is spliced from 2 exons. Bases 452 to 1024 code for a protein of 190 amino acids. Gene Ontology annotation, molecular function: ATP binding; UMP kinase activity. The record is from RefSeq and is a predicted model, not a curated record. NCBI's taxonomy places the organism in Eukaryota, Fungi, Ascomycota, Schizosaccharomycetes, Schizosaccharomycetales, Schizosaccharomycetaceae.
GGUUCAUAAAAGACAAAAAUAGAAUCCCUUCUGUUAAGCAUAUUAAAUUACUUAGAAACUUGUACAUUUUGUAGUGAUUUUCGUAUGAAUGCUUUCCUUUCUGCAUUUCAUUCUCCAUAGGGAUUUUCUGUGAAACAACAUCUUGCAUAUUGCAUUUAUUUACCUCUUCACGAAGCCCUCUUUUCUACAAUUGAUGACCGACUUCUCGGAAUAUCCGAGGAGGUACCCCGGCCGUCCCGAAGACAAUGGUCUGCUGGAGCAGCUUCCAUAUACCAGAGUGAAACAGCUUACAAACAGCAUACAUCCAAACGGCAAGUAUUAGACGAGAGUUUGGCCUUUGGUUUUUGGUCUUCCCUAGGUCUGUACAUAUAUUCUAUUCUGUUACUUUUUCUGGCAUCCUUUUCUCUCAUUUUCAUCUUCUGUAAGAAACAAACCCUUAUAGCGCAUCAUCAUGUAUAAAGUAAUCUUUGUUUUGGGUGGUCCUGGAGCUGGUAAGGGAACCCAAUGUGACCGUUUGACGACAGAGCUUGGCUGUGCUCACAUCUCUGCUGGUGAUUGCCUUCGCGAGGAACAAGCCCGUCCUGAUAGUAAUGAUGGCAAACUCAUUAAAGAAUACAUUACAGAGGGUAAAAUCGUACCUAUGGAAAUCACCUUGCGUCUUUUGGAAGCUAAAAUGAAGUCUUAUAGCCUUCAGGGCAUCAAUACCUUUUUGAUUGACGGUUUCCCACGUAAAAUGGACCAAUUCGAAGGAUUCGAACGCGCCAUUUGCCCUGCUACUGUAGCUCUUUUCUUCUACUGUGAUCAGGAAAUUAUGUUGGGCCGCUUAAUGGAUCGCGGCAAGACCAGUGGUCGAGAUGAUGAUAAUGCCGAAUCCAUCAAGAAGCGUUUCGUUACUUUUACCGAGACUUCCAUGCCUGUUGUCAAUGCCUUGAAAAACGACAAUCGUUGUAUCACUAUCAACGCUGAGCAUGACCCUGAUACUGUCUUUGAAACUACGGUCAAUGCUUUGCAACCCUACCUUUAGCUGCUUAAAACCUGUUCAAUUAUAGACCGUCCUUCAAAAACUUAUUUUUGACUGUUAUUCAUCCGAAAUAGGCUCUUAACGUAUAAGUAGAUAUGGUAUGUACCUGUGUUAUAAGAUUUAAGACUUCACUCAUCGCUUACUACUUCCAUAUGACAAUUUACAAACUAGCUCUACCAAAUUUCGAAACUUACACAAGAAAAUUUUAUUAUUACCCAAAAUAUACGUGCAUCUUUUUAUUUUUGACACCAA